CCGAGGUGUCCACUUUCUCCACUCCCCUUUCUUUCUUCUCCAGCCAGCAGCGGCAGCUCCUCUCUGCUCUUCUUCUUCCUCCUCCCUCCCUCGUCGCUGCUGCAGCCGCUUCCGCCCCCCGCUGCUCCCUGCCGCUGCCGGAUGGGGCCCGCCGGCCGGCUCCUCGGCGCAGCCGCUCUCCUCUCCUGCCUCUGUUUACAUGGGCUGCUGGGGAAUUCCGGCCCCGCGUUUGCUCAGGGCCGGCCGGCGCUCCACUGGAUCGACCACGCGGAAGAAGAAGACGGCGCCGGCGCCGGCGGCCUCAUGCCGCAGCUCUCGCCGGCUGGCUCUCCCAAGCCUUUCGUCCCCUUCCUCGCGCCUACCCCUCUCGCGCCAUUCUACAACAACACCACGCCCAAGUUGUCAGGCAAAUGCUCGCUGAACUUCAGCGCCAUCGAUGGCUUGAUGACCACCACGGCCGUCGAUUGCUUCGCCUCAUUCGCGCCGCUCCUGGCCAAUGUCAUCUGCUGCCCCCAGCUCCAGGCCACCAUCACCAUCCUGAUGGGGCAGUCGAGCAAGCAGACGGGCUCCCUCGCAUUGGAUCCCACCGCUGCCAACUACUGCCUCUCGGAUGUCCAGCAGCUGCUCUUGAGCCAGGGAGCGAGCGAUAAUCUCCACAGCAUUUGCUCGGUUCACCUCUCCAACGUCACCGAGGGAUCGUGCCCCGUUAGCAGCGUUGAUGCGUUUGAGAGCGCCGUCGACUCAUCGAAGCUCCUCGAGGCCUGUCAGAAGGUGGAUCCUGUCAAUGAGUGCUGCACCCAGACAUGCCAGACCGCUAUAAACGAUGCUGCCCAGAAGAUCUCUGCCAAGGAGGGCGCCGUGUUGAAAAGCUACAAUGGGAGUACCAAAGUCGACAGUUGCAGGAAUGUUGUGCUGAGAUGGUUAGCCAGCAGGCUUGAGCCGUCAUCCGCGACAAAAAUGCUGAGGCAGAUAUCAAACUGCAAUGUCAACGGAGUUUGUCCGUUAAGCUUUCCAGACACAAGUAAGGUGGCAAAAGAGUGUAGUGGUACAAUCAAGAACAGUACUGUAUGUUGCAAGGCAAUGGAAAGUUAUGUGACUCACUUGCAAAAGCAAAGUUUCAUAACAAAUUUGCAAGCUUUAGAUUGUGCCUCAUUCCUUGGGAAGAAAUUGCAAAUGAUGAAUGUCAGCAUGAAUGUCUACAGCUCAUGCCAAACAAGUUUGAAGGAUUUUUCACUUCAAGUUGGAUCUCAAGAAUCUGGAUGCCUUCUUCCUAGUAUGCCCUCUGAUGCAUCCUUUGACCCUUCUUCUGGGAUUAGUUUCACAUGUGAUCUGAAUGACAACAUCGCUGCCCCAUGGCCAUCUUCUUUGCAAGCAUCGAUUUCGUCAUGCAAUAAAUCUUCUUCUCCCAGUCCUCCUCCUACUCCUAUUCCAGAGAGGCCUGCAGCAACAUCGGCGCAAAAUGGCGUCAACCAGAACAGAAUGGAGCUGUACCUAGUCAUUUGUUUGGGCACCCUUCUUCUUGCUCUUUUACUACAAGUUUAGUGCACUUUAAUUUGCGGAUUAUUCAGAUCAAAGAGAGCUGUUCGAAUUUUGAACUCCGGAGUUUUUGCUUGGUCAUCGCAUCAAAGCAUCGUAACUGGUAGCUAUCAGUGUAAUUUGUUGUAAGCUAUGAAAAUGUUAGCAAUAUAGUAUUCUUAAAUUUAUUAUUCGUUUGUACAGCGAGCAGAGAAGAGAAAAUUUAAAAUCCUACAUUGAAA
Messenger RNA from Brachypodium distachyon (stiff brome), 1757 nucleotides. RefSeq lists its product as uncharacterized. The record is from RefSeq and is a predicted model, not a curated record. Gene Ontology annotation, cellular component: plasma membrane. Lineage: Eukaryota; Viridiplantae; Streptophyta; Magnoliopsida; Poales; Poaceae. The transcript is spliced from 8 exons. The coding region runs from base 142 to 1542 and encodes 466 amino acids.